UCUCUCUCUCCUUCCUCGCUCCCUCACGCUUUCACACCGAUGAACACGCUGUGUGAUGAUUGCUACAUGUGGGCAACAGUAGAUAUCUCUACACAAGAACAGAGCCAAGCUAAACCCGUCGGAUAAAGCAGCUUCUCCAGCCUGAAUCAAAGAGCUGUCAUCUACAACGGCAGUGAACUGUAAAGGCAAAUCAGCUCUACGCUUGUUCCUACAGUACAACCAACUGGAAGAAACUGCAUCGCAAGGACAUUCAGGCCAUGAAAACUAGACUAGGGUGCCUGUCUAACAAAUCAGACUCAUGCAGCGAUUUUUCAGAAUUCCUGCCUCCUGCUCAGGAGAGAUCCACAAGAUACUUAAAGUUAUCCACUGAUGAAGUGACCAGAUGGGCAGAUUCAUUUGACGCUCUGCUGUCCAAUAAAUAUGGUUUGGCAGCCUUCAGAACCUUCCUCAAAACAGAGUUCAGUGAUGAAAACAUUGAGUUCUGGUUGGCUUGCGAGGACUAUAAAAAGAUCAAAUCCCCUGCUAAGAUGAUGUCUAAGGCCAAUAAGAUCUACAAGGAAUUUAUUGACGUUCAUGCACCCAGAGAGGUUAACAUAGACCACAGGACCAGAGAGGAAACCAGACAGAGGCUUCUGGAACCAACUCCCAACAGUCUCAAUGAAGUCCAAGCAAAAGUGUACAGCCUCAUGGAGAAAGACUCCUACCCUCGGUUUAUAAGAUCAAAGAUCUAUCAGGACUUACUGAACAGGACGCAGAUAUACUGUCAGAGGAAAUCUGUUUAAAGGGGAAUGUUUAUUUGCUUGCCUGGUUAGAUUACAUUGAGAUAUUCAGCAGACUUCAAUUGUAAUAUAUAGCAUAGUCUGUGUGUUUACGAAAUAAUUAGAUGAGAAUAAUCAAAUAACAAAGGUCAAAAGACGAACUAGUUCCCUGCUAGUUUGUGCAUCUAAACUUAAACAUGACCCUGUACUGUGCUUCUUUGCCCAGUUCUAAUUGUAACACGUGGCUAUAUUCUCUCCCUUCAGUUGUGAUAGAAUGGUCAAUGUUUCUUCUGAAUGCUGGCAAGCAUGUAAAUGUAAAUCUGUCUCUAAAUGGGUAAUAUGUAAGAGUAGAGUAUAUGAUCAUUUAUUUUUCUUAUCUUCAAUGUAACUUGUGCACACAUUAACACUGAUAUAUUUCGAUAAAACAACUUAAGACAUGCCUGCUGUUACCGCAUGCAGCCUCGGCCUUCAAACUUCUCUCAUUGAUUCCCUUAAAAUCUAAAUCUAUAAAUACUUUAAUUCCACGCACAUACGCACACUGAAUAUAUUUAUAUUUUUCUCUGAAGAAGUGAUAUUUUUAAUGUAAUAUUUAUGUUUGUUUAUUUUGUUUUUUUUUAAUUUAUUUAAGCUUAUUUCACGUGUUGGUGUUCUGAUGGUUUACAACGACAUGUUCUCGUGAUGAUACUAGAUCAAGUAAAGCAUGUCACUUCGAAUGGUGUUGGCUUGUGGUUUUUUGGGGGGUUUUUUUGCUGAAAACGUGUUAUCUGUUUGAAUGUAUCAAGCUUUAUUCUUUGAAUGGUCUAGGAAAUGAAAUAAUACAAAUUAAAUACAAACUGAUUUUAAAUCACUCUACUAUACCAAAUAUUUUCUUCUGUUUCGCAAUAAAAUAUAGUAGGUUCGGUAGUUAAUUUCCCUAAUCGAACAAAAGAAGGAAAAAGUGCUGAAUAGCUUUGAGGGAUAUACUGUAGAGCAAUACGUUUCAUUUUACUUUUGUUUCAUCAGUGCAAUGAGAAAUAAAUAGUUCACCCAAAAAUGGAAAUUUGUUGAAAAUGAAAAGAAUAUUCAAGAUUCUGUGCAGUCAAUGGGUGCCGUCAGAAUGAGAGUCCAAACAAGGCGUAAGUAAUCCUGUCCAUCAAAUCCAAGUCCAUAAUUCAAUAAUAAUAAUAAACAUUUUCAAGCCUGAUCUCAUUUUUAUACGUAGGUAUGAAUACAUAACGUUUACAAGCAUAAAACAUACAUUUUUGUACAUUUUGACUCAUGCUAAAACAUAGACAUAUUUCGAAGUUUAAAACGUAAAAAUCGC
Molecule: messenger RNA, 2061 nt
Organism: Puntigrus tetrazona (Sumatra barb)
Lineage: Eukaryota; Metazoa; Chordata; Actinopteri; Cypriniformes; Cyprinidae
Gene: rgs8
Product: regulator of G protein signaling 8
Exons: 6
Coding region: 258-782 (174 amino acids)
Source: RefSeq, a predicted model, not a curated record